Messenger RNA from Numida meleagris (helmeted guineafowl), 2177 nucleotides. Its product is annotated as neuroblastoma suppressor of tumorigenicity 1. Gene Ontology annotation, biological process: animal organ morphogenesis. Gene Ontology annotation, molecular function: BMP binding; receptor ligand activity. The transcript has 7 exons. Bases 391 to 1086 code for a protein of 231 amino acids. Gene Ontology annotation, cellular component: MICOS complex; mitochondrial inner membrane; mitochondrion. The record is from RefSeq and is a predicted model, not a curated record. NCBI's taxonomy places the organism in Eukaryota, Metazoa, Chordata, Aves, Galliformes, Numididae.
GCCGGCACCGCGGUGCGGCCGUGCCCGGCGGGAAGGGCCCUGUCCGUCCCUGUGCCCUCCUCCGGGCCCGGCCUGGGCCGCUGGGGAAUGGGGGGCACGGCGGGGGGUCCCGUGGCUCCGUCCUCGCCGGGAGGGCCGAGGAGCGGAGCGGCUGGAGGGAGCCCCGCAAGGUGACCUUGGCGGCGGGCACAGACCCCCGCCGGGCCCGGUGCCGUGCCCCCGCGCUGCUGCCCCAGGCCCGGCCCCGCCUCACCGCGGGCUGGUGGCGGAGGGUCGGGUUUGACCUCUGCUCUCGCUCCCCGUGUUGAAGGUGCUGGAUUUGGGUUAGGAAUUGUUUUCUCAGUCAUCUUCUUCAAAAGAAAGACAUGGCCUAUUGCAUUUGGGUCUGGGAUGGGGUUAGGAAUGGCUUAUUCCAAUUGUCAACAUGACUUCCAGUCUCCAUAUCUUCUCCAUGGUAAAUUUGUAAAAGUCAUGGAGUCUCAGGGGAAGGCUGCCCACUUCACAGUCUGGGAGGCUGCAGAAGGUUGCAGGUUUUCGGCAGAGCUGGCCAUGAUGUUAUGGUUUGUGGUCGGAGCCCUCUUCCCAGCGCUGCUCCUGGCUGCGCCUCCUCCCAUAAACAAACUCGCCCUCUUCCCAGACAAGAGUGCGUGGUGCGAGGCAAAGAACAUCACCCAGAUCGUGGGGCACAGUGGCUGCGAGUCCAAGUCCAUCCAGAACAGGGCCUGCCUGGGGCAGUGUUUCAGCUACAGCGUCCCCAACACCUUCCCUCAGUCCACAGAGUCCCUGGUUCACUGCGACUCCUGCAUGCCAGCCCAGUCCAUGUGGGAAAUCGUGACACUGGACUGCCCAGGCAACGACGAGAUCCCCAGGGUUGACAAGCUGGUGGAGAAGAUACUUCACUGCAGCUGCCAGGCUUGCGGCAAGGAGCCGAGCCACGAGGGAGCCCUGUUCAACGUCUACUUGAACGCGGAGGAGAACAUGCCCGCGGAGGGCCCCGGCCCCCACCACUAUGCCCACCACCAGCAGGAGGUGGAAGAGCCCCCCGCUUCCAGCCACCACCACCACGAGGAGGAGGGCGACGAGUGACCCGGCCCUCGCGGACUGUCCUUGCAGCGCGGGCAGGGGGUGUGCGCGAGGGAGAGGGCCAGGGUUUGGGGAGGGAGGGGUGGUGGAGGCUUUCCUGUCUAAUAGCUACCCUCAUGCUUUGCUCUCCACGACACCCUGGGGCCAGAGGAACGUUUUGAGGCGCGAGCAGGGCGUGGGGCUGGAGCCGCGGGGCCACAGGAGGGCUGAGGGUUUCCGAUGCAAAACUACUUGCACAUCAUAGUAAUAAUAUAUUGAGAGAAUGGGGAACGCGGGCAGAGGGGGCUUUGGCAGAGAGCGGGAGCCGAGCUGGGCUCCCCAGGAGCUGUCUGCAGCAUCCUCAGUCUGCUGUGCGGCCCUUGCUGAGCCCUCUGGGCUCUUCUUUUGUACAUGGCUCUUGCCUGGGCCGGAGGAAGAAGGGAGGCAGGUUCCCCGCAGCCACACAAGAUGCACAUCUCUUCUGGGGUGUGUGGGGUGGGGGUCUCCUUUCUUCCUCACACCUCCCCUGCCUGCCUAGGGAUGCAUGGGCUCAGCGUGGGCGCGCUGUUCCUCCUGGCACUCACUGGGUCUGACUUCAGCCCCCACACCCUCGUGUUAGGUAGCUCACAGGGAGUAUUUUGCCCUGGCUGUGUGUGCGAGGUUGCUGGGAGCUGUGGUGGUCAGAGCCCUUUCCUUGCUGGCCCUUGGGGCCACAUAGCUUGCAAGGGCGAGGGAGCUGCACCGUGCCACGGGCGCUGGGGCUCCGCAUUUCACAGCCCGUGCUGGGGUGGUGUCGGUGGGAGCCGGCCCCUCUCCCCUCCUUCCCUGCUGCACUUUAAUUGUGGUGGAGGGAGAAGGGGGACAAGUCCUGGGAUGCUGAUGGGCCUUGGCAGGGGUCUGCUCUGGACCCCGCUGCAGAUGCGGGGCUGGGCUCAGUGUGGGGCCCCUCCUGCUACCCCUCUCUCUGUUGUAUAAAGCUAAUUUCUUUGGCGCUGUCCUGACAAGAGCUUCCAGAGCUUGUAACCGACGCCUCCCCCUCCUUUUAACAAGUUUUGUGGUUUUUUUUGGUUGGUUUUUUGUUUUUGUUUUCUUAAAUAAAUUAGUUCUGACUUCCA